This is a messenger RNA of Lemur catta (Ring-tailed lemur), 844 nucleotides long. RefSeq names its product TM2 domain containing 3 (gene TM2D3). NCBI's taxonomy places the organism in Eukaryota, Metazoa, Chordata, Mammalia, Primates, Lemuridae. The coding region runs from base 21 to 686 and encodes 221 amino acids. The transcript has 5 exons. The record is from RefSeq and is a predicted model, not a curated record.
GAAGUGCACGGGCCGGCAAGAUGGCGGCUGUAGAGAGCCGACUGUGGGGCCUCCACUAUCUCUACCGCGUGCUGUUCUUCUUCUGGCAGUUCUGCAUUCUGCUGGGCGAUGAAAGUACCGAAAUCCCACCUUAUGUGAUGAAGUGUCCAAGCAAUGGUUUGUGUACCAGACUUCCUGCGGACUGUGUAGAGUGUGCAACAAAUUUCUCCUGUGUCUAUGGGAAGCCUGUCACUUUUGACUGUACAGUGAAACCAUCUGUUACCUGUGUUGAUCAAGACUUCAAAUCCCAAAGGAACUUCAUCAUUAACAUGACUUGCAGAUUUUGCUGGCAGCUUCCCGAAACAGAUUAUGAGUGUUCCAAUUCCACCAGUUGCAUGACAGUGUCCUGUCCUCGGCAGCGUUACCCUGCCAACUGCACAGUGCGGGACCACAUCCAUUGCUUGGGUAACCGUACUUUCCCCAAAAUGCUAUAUUGCAAUUGGACUGGAGGCUAUAAGUGGUCUACUGCUCUGGCUCUAAGCAUCACCCUCGGUGGGUUUGGAGCAGACCGUUUCUACCUGGGCCAGUGGCGAGAAGGUCUCGGCAAGCUCUUCAGUUUUGGUGGCCUGGGAAUAUGGACACUAAUAGAUGUCCUGCUAAUUGGAGUUGGCUACGUUGGACCAGCAGAUGGCUCUCUGUACAUUUAGCUGCAGUAUGUGCUUCAGAAAGGAGCAGUGCUUAGUAAUCCUUUUGCCUGUAGGAAUUGGUGUAGUGUGAGUGAUGUAUUUAUAUGUUUUUAAUGUACAGCAUCUGUACUUUGCUUGCCUUGAUGAAGGUAAAAUAAAGAAAUGAAACACUGAACCGU